AUGUCUUAUCACGGCAUUUACCCAAAUCAAUUCAUUGAAUUACGAAGUAUCCAUGAAUACUACAUCGAUACAUAUAAUGCUUUGUAUCAGUUAAAAACGGAAAAUGAAGAAGAAUUAAACAAUAUUUACAUUAUGAUCAAAACAAUGUUGGCAAAUUCAAAGAAAUCCCUUCCCAAAAAGAUCAUUAAAGAUAUUUUAAAUAUCAUUCCGUAUAAUAAUCGUUAUGCAAAGUCAUAUUUAAAACUUGCCAAGCUCAUAUAUGAUGAUUAUCAUGUACAAGAUGUCAAUAAUGUUGCGAAUAUUUCAAAUUACCUGUUUUAUCAAAAAUAUGGAAUUCAAUUAUUGAAAACUGAUCGUUUCGCAAUACGUAACUAUGAAACUCUUGAUAUUCAUACACAAGAUACAAUUUACAAAGCAAUUGCAUAUAAUGACAAAGAAAGAUUCAUCUCAUUUACUGAAAGUAAAGGAUUUGAUGAAAAUCAAAAACUUCAGUGUGAUUUAUAUCCAGAUUGGGAUGAAAAAUAUUCAUUACUUGAAUUAUGUUGCUAUCACGGAGCAGUUGAUUGUUUUAAAUUCUUAAGAACUAAAUUUAACGCAGAAAUAACAUAUUGCUGUCUAAAAUUUUCAUUUUUAGGAGGAAAUCCUGAAAUUAUGAGUGAAUGUUUGAAAUAUCAAACACCAUAUGAUUCGUGCAUGUGGUAUGCAAUUAUUUCACACAAUAUUGAUUUUGUUACGUUCUUGAUGAAUGAAUACAAUAUAAAGAUCGAUUUACUCUAUUGCGAAAAAUACAAAAAUCUUGAAGCAUUUUUAGUUUAUUUCGAUCAAACUAAUGAUGUUAAUAUAUGUUUUGUUUAUUCUACGGCAUUUGAUAUUCAGUCCUUGUACGAAUAUUUUCUUUCACAUGGUGCAAAUAUCAAUGGAAAAAAAUAUGGAGGAAAAACCGUUCUUCAUAUUGCAGUAGAAGAUGAUAGAAAAGAUACAGUGGAGUUUCUUAUUUCACAUGGUGCAAAUAUAAAUGAGAAAGAUGAUGAUGAACGAACCCCUCUAUUUUAUGCAGCAAUAUGUGGUAGUGAAGAAUCAACCGAAUUUCUAAUUUCACAUGGUGCAAAUAUAAAUGAAAAAGAUAAAUAUGGAAAACCCCCUCUUUUUUUUGCAAUAACGAAGCAUCAUAAUGAAAUAGCAGAAUUUCUUAUUUCACAUGGUGCAAAUAUAAAUGAAAAAGAUAAUGAUGGAAAAACUGCUCUUCAUUAUGCAAUAUAUAAUAAAUAUAUAGAAACAGCAGAGCUUCUUAUUUUACAUGGUGCAAAUAUCAAUGAGAAAGAUUAUUAUGGACAAACUGCUCUUCAUUAUGCAGCAGAUCAAAAUAAUAAAGAAAUAAUCAAAUUUCUUAUUUCACAUGGUGCAAAUAUAAAUGAAAAAGAUAAAUAUGGAAAAACCCCUUUUUUAUGCAACAGGUUUUUGUAA
Trichomonas vaginalis G3 is the source of this 1464-nucleotide messenger RNA. RefSeq names its product ankyrin repeat and SOCS box-containing protein 4 family. The record is from RefSeq and is a predicted model, not a curated record. Bases 1 to 1464 code for a protein of 487 amino acids. The transcript has a single exon. Gene Ontology annotation, molecular function: protein binding. NCBI's taxonomy places the organism in Eukaryota, Parabasalia, Trichomonadida, Trichomonadidae.